UCUGGUUUGAAUCUUGUUGCGGGGUGAGCUGCGCAGGGCUCGGGGAAGGCGGAUUAAACAGUUCCGGGACGUGUUAUGGUGACCUACGGGGGACCGAGGAGAAUCUAACCGUGUGGCGGAUCGCUUGACAAUGACUACCAGCGACACGGAUGUGUGUAGCCACGUAAAGGUGGUGGUUCGAGUGCGCCCUGAAAACGAAAAGGAAAAACAAGGGAAUUUCAGCAAAGUGGUUCAAGUGGUGGAUAAUCACAUCCUAGUAUUUGAUCCAAAGGUAGAAGAGGUCAGCUUUAUUCAUGGCCGACGCGUCGCUAAUCGUGAUAGCAACAGAAGGAAAAAUAAAGACAUAAAAUUUGUUUUCGACCGUGUCUUUCACGAGCGAUCCCACCAAGCUGAAGUUUUUGAACAUACCACGAAGGUUGUCCUUGACGGUGUGCUCGAUGGAUAUAACUGCACAGUUCUGGCCUACGGAGCCACAGGCGCUGGGAAGACGCACACGAUGCUGGGAGCCCACGGUCAGCCGGGUGUGAUGUAUCUCACCAUGAUGGAUCUGUACGAUCGGAUUGAUAGCUUGAAGGAAGAGAAGCUUUGCGAUGUAGCAGUUUCCUAUCUAGAGGUGUACAACGAACAAAUCCGUGACCUUCUCGCAAACUCCGGCCCGUUGGCUGUACGGGAAGAUGCUCAGAAAGGCGUUGUCGUGCAAGGAUUAACUUUACAUCAGCCAAAAUCAGCAGAUGAAAUCCUUCAGUUGCUUGAUUAUGGGAACAAGAAUAGAACGCAACACCCUACUGAUGUAAACGCAUCCUCUUCACGAUCACAUGCGGUUUUGCAGAUAUAUCUAAGGCAGCAGGAGAAAACUGCAAGUAUCAAUCAGAAUUUUAAAAUUGCCAAGAUGUCUCUCAUUGACUUGGCUGGUUCAGAACGGGCCAGCGCUACGAAUGCCAAAGGCGACCGUUUGCGGGAAGGGACAAACAUCAAUCGCUCAUUGUUGGCUUUGGGAAAUGUCAUCAACGCUCUUGCAGAUCCAAAGGCAAAGAAACAGCAUAUCCCUUACCGGAACAGCAAGCUCACGCGUCUACUGAAGGAUUCGCUGGGUGGGAAUUGUCGCACCAUCAUGAUCGCAGCCGUUAGUCCGUCUUCAGCAUCAUACGAUGAUACUUACAAUACUCUCAAAUACGCCAACCGAGCAAAGGAUAUCAAAUCUUCAGUAAAGAGUAACGUGGUUAGUUUGGACAGCCACAUCAGUCAAUAUGUCAAGAUCUGUGAGCAGCAAAAGAAAGAGAUUGCCAUGUUAAAAGAAAAGCUAAAAGCUUACGAAGACACAAAGAUCUCUGCAUCUGACCAAUACAAGCAGAAUAUGUUACUUCAAUCAAGCCAGCAACAGUCUGAAAUUACAAGAUGUCGAGAGACUCUUGUGUCUCUGUUUACAAACAGAGGAGAAAUAAGAGCCGAGUACCUCAACUUGGAACUGCGUCUGAAAGAAAACGAACUUAAAACGUUUUACCAGAAGCAACACCACGAACAAAUUCAAAUGAUUAGCUCCCUGGAGAAGACGGUAAAGGCCACUGGUAAGCGAGAUCACAGGCUACAGGUUCUCAAAAAUCAAAAUGUGCUCAUUCAGAAGAGAAAGGAGGAGGAGAUGAAGCGUUUUGAAGAGAACACAAACUGGCUUAACCGCAUGGAAAACGAAAUGCGACUGUUGGGUCAGGAAAACAAGAUGCCAGAGGAGCUUGGCAGAGAACUGCAGUGUUACCACUUAAAGUUAGAAGUCAAGGAUUUGAGGGCACAGAUCGAUCACAUGACUCGACUGGUAGCGCUUCACGAGCGAGAGAAUCGCUACAAUGAAAAGUUAUUAAAUGCUCUUUUGCCGUCUUUGCGAAAACAGUAUUUAAUAUUAAAUCAGGCGGGCCUAGCAGACGCAAGCGUAGAGGCCGAGUAUCAAGAAAUCGAGCACUUGGUUCACAGAGAGAAAGCCGUGGUCUGGGCAGACCAGACAAUUCUAGAAGACCCAGGCAGACCGGAUGCUCCAGAAAUAACCACCAUUGUAUCCUUCCCCACCUUGAUGCGCAACCAAGCAACUACAUGCCGAGUGGAGGCAUCCCGGGUACUGGGAGAGAUAAAUGCACAGAGUGAAAUCACAAUGGAUGCUAAGCCCUUUGUAGCAGAUCAAACUCUUACUGUUGCCCUUUCAAAAGAAUUUAAAGAAAAUGUCCCCCAUAAUACCUCUGACAAUGUUGUUCCUCGCAAAAAGACAAGAAGGAAGUUAAUGGAGUCGCCGCUGCCUGCAGGAGGUCUUGAAGUUUCCCAAAACGCCCAACAGAACGAUUCAAUCAGUGGUGAACUUGCCCCUAUUGUGUACACCCCAGAAAGUUGUCAUAAGACCAGGGCCAUUCUAAAGCAGGUAGCAAAAAUCCCGUGUUUACAAGAAAAAAGUGUAAUCCGCACAAACUCCACCACUCAGGACCUUGAAAACCAGACAAGGAAAAUGACGAAAAUACCUAGCCUACAAGAGAAAAGUGAGAGUUCCUCCGCUUUCAUGGCUCAUGACAAAGAAAGCCAGAACAUGGGUUUUACCUUCCAUAUGACAGCUGGAUUGGAACAGAGCGACAUGAACUCCACUGUCAUCCUUUCUCAAGACGACAGCGAAGUGACUUCUGACUUAAAUCCCAAGGGACAAUGCAGCGAUGUACUACAAAGGCUUGGGCUUCCGUCUCUGCUUAGCAAAAAUCCUGGAAAAUUAAGCGACAAGCCAUCCUACAUGGCAAUGACAUCAGCUGCCGAAAGAAAGCGAAAGCUAUUAAGUCUUGCAGGUAAUAACGUUAAGGAUGAAAACACCAUAGUUCCCGUGGCAAAACGUGUAAAACAGGAUCUGCCUUUGGACUACAAGGCAUUGAGAGUGCGAAAAACAGCAGGAGCCUCCAAAACAAAUGGUGGAGCACAGAGACGUCUACCUAGGAGCAUUUCAGAAGGAAGCCUUGUUCAUGGAGCAAAGAAGAAACCCUUUUCGUUUUUGGGUCAGACGCAACCUUUUUUACAAAAUUCAAAGAAAAAAUAACAUUGUGACCGGGACUUUGCCGCUUAAUCCAGCCUAGAUGAAACCCACUUUUGCAGGGUGUUUUUUUUAGUACGUACAAGAAAAGAAGACCAAGAAAAUUUUGUUUUUUUGUCUUUUUAAAUAAUACAAAUCUUAGGAUAAUUGUCAUAGCUCCCUAUGUUGUGCAGAUUUUUGUGAUAGAAAAUAUUAUUUGGUGCUAAUUUUAUUCCCAUGACAGUGCUUAGUUAUUGCUCUGGAACUUAAACAUUGAUAUUUUA
Messenger RNA from Spea bombifrons (plains spadefoot toad), 3309 nucleotides. RefSeq names its product kinesin family member 18A (gene KIF18A). Bases 131 to 3052 code for a protein of 973 amino acids. Gene Ontology annotation, molecular function: microtubule motor activity; microtubule binding; ATP binding. The transcript is spliced from 18 exons. NCBI's taxonomy places the organism in Eukaryota, Metazoa, Chordata, Amphibia, Anura, Pelobatidae. The record is from RefSeq and is a predicted model, not a curated record. Gene Ontology annotation, biological process: microtubule-based movement.